GGUUUAGGCGCAUGUAGAAUUUUUUGUUUUUCUAAAACGAAGGAGUGAUCUCUAGUGAAUAAAUUUCAGUCAUUGAUCGACUUUUAUUAGUUAUAAACGAUUAACCGAAUUUGACAUACGACCGUUCGAAAAUUCAUAUUCAACUUCAUUCAAUUUCGACCUUACCAAGCAAAAAACCAUGGGACCCAGCGAAAUAACUGAUUCAGCAAACGAAGAAGUCCUAUUGGGAGUAUCUAACCCUGAAGCAAAUCAUUUUCAUGUAGUCCAUGUAAGGGAAAUUUCUCACAUCGUUGUCACGAGUAACGCGAGAGAGACAAAACAAGCGUUAAUUCGACGAAAACAACCUUCAAAUGUAUUUCCCGAGAAUCCAAACCAAAAUUAUCUGCUUCAUCAAAGGAGUUCCAAAAAACUUGAACCAAACAGUGAUGAAACUCAACAUGGAGACUAAAAAUGACGUGAUUUCGGUAGAAAGAAAUGAAGCAUUUUAUCAAGAAAAAACCCUGCUGACAAUCCAAUGAGUGAAUGUUCCAGAAAAAGUUAAAAUUUACGGCUGCAUUUUCAAGGUAGUUAUACAUCUUCCCAUCCAAAUUGCAAACUUUUGCACAGAGCAAUACAAAAAAGAUUAUCCGGAAAGAGGGGGAAGAUUACGAAUUCUGCAGGACAUGACGGAUAAACAAAUUUCCUAUGUAGAAGCUGAACAAACGAAGAUCACGUACGACGGAUUCACUUGGAAACACCUCACGAACUUCUGGUCCAAAUGGAACAUCCGAAACCCUCUAAAAACCAUUGCAGAACCUGCAGACAAUAUAUACACAGAGCAACUGGUUUUAAAAGAUUCAUACACGAAUUGCGAACCAUCUUUCUAUCUGAAUUCCUAGCAAACAAACAAUUAAACCCCAUGAAAGAACUGCAAGACUGUGAAAACAAGAAUCACCACAAGAAUCAACAGUGGAGUGUAAAAAAAAUCAAAAAUCCUCAAAACAACACACAAAGUUUAAGAUACUCUUCCAGUAGAGAAGAACUGAGUCAAUGUAUGUUUGAAAAUGAAACCAAAGUGACACUUCUACAAUAAAUUUGGUUAAAACCAGACGAUUCAUUCAAGCUAAAACAGUUAUUGAUGAGAGCCUGGUCUACGAAAUAUUAAAUUUUAGUGGCUUCCUACCGGUCGAAUCGAUUGCAUUAGAUUACCGAAAGGAUUCGAUCGAAUACAUAUCAAGCAAUUCGAGACAAACUAAAAACCCUAUUCAGUUGCUAAAAAAUCUUCCCGGAGAAGUUAUCGUGGGAGGCGACUUGAACGCCCAUCACAAAGAUUGGAAUCCGAUGGCUGAGAACUGCGCGAAAGUUAUUUUAUUGGCAAGUUUAAUUGAGGAUUCCAAUCUCAUAAUCGUAAAUGACGGAAGCCAAGCCUGCCUCACCACUCAAAAUUGAAACAGCUCUGCUAUCGAUAUAUCCUCGGCCACAUCGGGACUUGCGAGAAAAACAUCUUGGUCGGUGAUGGAUCACGAUUUCAUCAUAUGCCAUACUCGUUGAGAUGAAUUUGAGAAUCCAGCUGAAAAUAAGCGAAAUGUUGAGCAGAGUUUUCGGCUCAGAACAAUUACCAGUACGUUGGAGGAUGACGCUAGUUAAACCAAUCAGAAAGCCGCACAGAGACCAGUCUCUUCCUUCCUCAAAAAAGGCAAUCGCUCUGAUGAACGUUCAGCUCAAACUCAUUAACACCAAAGAAUAGUCAUUAUUAAACCUAGCGAAGGUGGCGUGACUUCUGAAAUGAGCGAAACCUUGCACCAGGGGAAUUUUUACAUUAAACCGUAGAAGAUGAAGAAAAAUGCCUGCUGAUUCAAUUUGCGGGUGACUUUGCUCGUGGAAGCAAAUGACCCAAAAACCUUGAAGUCGAAGGUAAAUCACCAGCUCGGAAAACUUAAUCAAGAAAUCAACGAAUUGAACAACAAAAUGCACAGGAGUGAUUUUCACAGGCAAAUAUACCCAAGAAUUCGAAAUCUGACUAUGCUAGGAUUCAAAUCAACAAUACUCACAAAUACCUAGGAUUCAUUUUAGAUAGGCUGCUAGUUUAUAGGAAGAACAUCUAACACAUAGGAAGCGUAGGAGCAGAAACAUUGCCUAUUCUAAAACUUCUUGGAUAACGUCAAAGCGGUGCCAGUCCAGAAUCAUUGGUGAAAAUAGGAAAUACCCUAAGAAGAAGAAGGAUAGAAUAUGGAGCACAAAUCUACGACUCGGCUGCACGAACAAGUAUAGAAAAGCAUCAAACGCUACAGAAAACAUUCUUUCGUCUAUCAAUGCCAAACCUUUCAAAAGUACUCCCAUCCGUGUAAUGCAUGCUGAAACUGGUCAAUUAUGUAAUGGUAAAAAACAGGCUAAUUUUACAGGAUAUAGCAAAAAGUAAAUAUCGCAUAUCGCAAAACUCUCCAUGGAAAUCAAUUACAACCUUACACAGGUUUGCCUCCCGUGAUGCCACAAUUGAGGCUGAACAAUCAGCACAUUCCAUCGAAAUUACCGGAAUGAAUUGGGAAGUGAAAAUUCAAAAUCUUUUUGAUCCAAACGCUUCAAGAACUGUGGAAAUUAUAGAUAAUCGAAAAUAGCUGUUUCAGAAAAUGAAAGAACUUUGAGAAUUUACCACCUACUCUUCAUGACAACGCAACAACAGACGGAUAAGGAAUUUAUAUGAGAAAAUAUAGGAAUAUAUUAACAAAUAGUUCUUCUAUGGCAGUUUGUGGCCUGUGAAGCAACUCCAACAGUUGAUCAGCCGACAGAGACAACCCAAGUAACAAAAUAGGUUAUGACUAAGUUUUUUAGUGCUGUAUACAGCCAAAACAGGAGUGCCGUUUCUGCUUUCGUGGCGAAUAGACGUUGUUUUUUCAGUCAGCUACGACUCGCACUUAACAAUAAACCACACGAAAUACAGUACGGUUCUUUUUUUUUCGGUUCGUUUUGUGCUGUGGUGACAAUAGCCUGCACAUUAGAAGCAGUUCAACUUCUCCGCAGCGGCGGGUGCUGGAUACCACGCUACCAGCACCGAGAAGCAGCUGCUGACACCGAUAGCAGCAGAAGCAAAUCCCCUCUCCUCACCGCCGGGAUCUGGAUACCCCGCUAGCAGUACGGAUCAGCUACUGGAUAGUGAUCAUCCUCUGACAUCCACAAGGUUGCGUGUAGGACACGGCAGCUGAAAAAUAAAACCGACCUGGAUAUUCGGUGAAGUAUUCUGUUUUUAUUAUUUUUAUUCAUUUAUUCUUUGCCCAUUUAUACGAGUGACUUUUUUUAAAUUUUAAUUCAUCUUACUUGGACAAAUUGUUUUUUCAUUUAAUCACUUCAACUUGGUACCCCAUUUAUACACGGUUGUUUACCGUUAGUGUGCGGUAGAGCAUAUUGCUCCCGCAAACAUGAACGACAUGGACAACAUGCAGGUGGAAUUGUUCCUAGAAGUUGAAACGAAUGGAGAUGUGAUUGAAAUAUCACCCCGCAGCUCCCCGCUUCCAUCUCCACUGCCAUCCCCUGCACCUAGUCCACCAAAUCCGAACGUGUUAGCUAACGUUCGUAUAAAAGCUUACCCGGAUGAAUUUAAGGGCCCGUACGCUGUCUACUUCCGGCCCAUAAAGAAACCAUUGAAUGUUUUGCGCAUUGGCAAGGACCUGACAGAACGGUUUUCGGACGUAACCGAAAUCACCAAGGUGAGGCCGAACAAACUUCGAGUUGUCGUGAAUAGCUUGAAGCAAGCAAACGCAAUUGCUUGCUGCGAGCUCUUCACGAGAGAGUAUCGCGUGUACAUCCCUGCCAAGGAUGUGAGAUCGACGGUGUUGUGACCGAAGGGAAUCUCACUGUCGAUGACAUUUUGCGUCAUGGGGUUGGCUGUUUCAAGAACCCAAUGAUGCAAGAUGUAAAGAUAUUGGAUGUCAAGCAAUUGCAUUCAGUGUCCAUCGAUGAAGGAAAGAAGAAAUUCUUUCUUUCGGAUUCCUUUCGGGUAACAUUCGCCGGAUCUGCACUGCCGAACUACAUCCUUUUGCAUAAGGUUCGUCUACCUGUACGCCUGUUUGUACCGCGGGUCAUGCACUGCCAUAACUGCAAGCAGUUAGGUCACACAGCCACCUACUGUUGCAACAAGGCACGCUGCAGCAAGUGCGGAGGCAAUCAUGCUGAGACCACUUGCAGUGAGGAUACUGAAAAGUGUCUUUACUGCGAGGGAACUCGGCAUGACCUUUCGGCAUGUCCCGCGUACAAACAGCGCGAGGAGAAAAUAAAGCGUUCCCUUAAGGAACGAUCAAAGCGCUCUUUUGCAGAAAUGCUUAAGAGGGCUGAGCCACCCUCGACAGGAAACAUCUUUUCCUCUUUGCCAACCGAUGAGGGUACAUCUGACGAUCCCGUCGAAGGGUGUUUUUAUGCCAUGCCAGAAGGAUCUAGGAAGAGGAGAAUAGUAAACUCUCCUAAUCUUUCUCGCAAAGGUCGUAAGAUAACCCCUAGCGGAAUGACCAAUAUACCUACGCAAAAAAGAAGCGGUGAAGAAAAACCGAAGCAAGUACCUCCCGGUUUUAAUUUCAAAUCUAACCAGGAGUACCCACCGCUUCCUGGGACACCAAAAACCCCUCGUGCACCCAUUUCUCGAUCAGAGGAUAAAAAAGAAACAGGGUUUAUAAAUUUCUCUGAUAUUGUGGACUGGAUAUUCAAAACAUUCAACAUAACAGAUCCCCUUAGAAACAUUCUUCUUGCCCUUCUCCCUACAGUGAAAACAUUUUUGAAACAACUAGCAGCAACUUGGCCCCUCAUUUCAGCUAUCAUAUCUUUCGAUGACUAAGACGGCGAAAGAGGUUAGGAGUUUUAUCACUGUAUUACAGUGGAAUUGCAGAAAUAUCAUCCCCAAACUCGAUUUAUUUUCUCAUUUAAUAAACACUUAUAAUUGUGACGCUUUUGCGCUUUGUGAAACUUUUCUAAAUUCAAAUAAUCAACCCAAUUUCCACGAUUUUAACAUAAUCCGUCGAGACCGAGACUCACAUGGUGGAGGGGUACUUUUAGAGAUCAGAAAGUGCUACUCCUUUUUUAGAAUCAACCUCCCUCGGAUCUCGCACAUUGAAGUCGUUGCCAUUCAAACAAAUAUGAAUGGAAAAGACCCUUGCAUUGCUUCGAUAUAUAUUCCUCCAUCCGUGCGGAUUGAACAGAGGCAACUUUCUGACAUAGCAGAAUUGCUUCUCGCACCUUUUUUGAUUUUGGGAGAUUUUAACUCCCACUGUCUGCAAUGGGGAUCGCAAUACGACGACGCCCGAUCUUCUUUAAUUUGUAACUUGAUCAACGACUUCAAUAUGACACUUUUGAAUACUGGGGAAGCGACACGUGUACCUAAUCCUCCAGCACGCGAAAGCGUGCUUGACCUAUCCCUUUGCUCGACAUCACUAGCGUUAGAUUGCCAGUGGAAAGUAAUCAAUGAUCCUCACGGUAGUGAUCAUCUUCCAAUCGUUAUUUCAAUUGCUAAUGGUUCAACUCCCGCGAAUCCUAUCAAUAUGUCAUACGACCUCACACGUAACAUUGAUUGGAAGCGUUAUGAGACUUUCAUAGCGGAAAAUCUCGAGUCUCACGAGGAACUUCCUCCGGAGGAAGAAUACGCGUUCCUUUCUGGCUUGAUCAUCGACGCCGCGACUCAAGCUCAGACGAAACCAAUACCCGGGAUAACAAUUAGACGGCGUCCUCCUACCAAGUGGUGGGACAAAGAGUGCUCUGAACUGUACGCGCGAAGGUCCUCGGCAUAUAAGGACUACCGAAAGUAUGGCUCGGUUAAGCUGCUUCGAAGGUACGAGAUACUGGACAGGCAGAUGAAGAGCUUAAUGAAAGCGAAAAAACGCGGAUACUGGCGGCGGUUCGUAAACGCGUUAUCGAGGGAAACAGCGAUGAGCACUCUUUGGGAUACCGCCAGGCGCAUGCGGAAUCGUAACGUUUCGAAUGAGAGCGAGGAGUAUUCAGAUCGCUGGAUACUCGAUUUUGCCAAAAAGGUCUGCCCGGACUCUGUUCCGGAACAGAAGAUUUUUCGCGACGCGUUUUCAGUAACUACGGAAGAGCCCCCAUUUUCGAUGUUGGAAUUUUCGAUGGCUCUCCUUUCGUGCAACAAUAAAGCUCCAGGGUUGGAUAGAAUAAAAUUCAACUUGUUGAAGAAUCUACCCGAUUCUGCAAAAAGACGCUUGUUGAACUUGUUCAACGAGUUUCUUAAGCUAAACAUUGUUCCGCACGACCGGAGGGAGAUAAAAGUCAUUACUAUUCAAAAACCCGGAAAACCUGCCUCUGAUCACAAUUCUUAUAGGCCAAUUGCUAUGCUCUCUUGCCUCCGGAAAUUAAUGGAGAAAAUGAUCCUCUUACGGUUAGACAAAUGGGUCGAAACAAACGGUUUACUUUCAGAUACUCAAUUUGGCUUUCGCCGGGGCAAAGGAACGAAUGAUUGCCUAGCGUUGCUUUCUACUGAAAUUCAACUCGCCUUCGCUCGAAAAGAGCAAAUGGCUUCUGCAUUCUUGGACAU
Molecule: messenger RNA, 6502 nt
Organism: Wyeomyia smithii (pitcher-plant mosquito)
Lineage: Eukaryota; Metazoa; Arthropoda; Insecta; Diptera; Culicidae
Exons: 2
Coding region: 3875-4798 (307 amino acids)
Source: RefSeq, a predicted model, not a curated record